GUGACGGUCAACUUGGUUCCAAACACUGUGAGAAAAUACGAGGUGGCCCUGGUGGUGGAUGUGGAGAGAGUCGGAGAGGAGAUCAUUUCUUUGCCUAUCACUGCUAAAUCAUUGGUCCCAGAGAUAACCAGUGCCAUGCCAGUACUCAACUAUGGGCGAUGUUUCUUACGCUACCCUUACGAACAACAAAUCAGCUUGCACAACGACACGGAUCUGGCAGCAAAGUAUGAGAUUGUUCGUCAGAAUGAGGAUCAUGCAGAGACUCUUCCAAUCUCAUAUGGAAGUCCCAAACCGAAG
Molecule: messenger RNA, 297 nt
Organism: Candidula unifasciata
Lineage: Eukaryota; Metazoa; Mollusca; Gastropoda; Stylommatophora; Geomitridae
Source: the annotation of a GenBank genome assembly